AUGGAAACCCAAACCCUACCGGAAAACCGACCACCACCACCACCACCCGCCGCCAUAGACUACAGCUCCAAUGUAGACACAUCCCGUGCUUUCCGGUCGGUGAAAGAAGCCGUAGCCAUCUUCGGAGAACGGUUUCUCACCGGAGAGAUCUACUUACCAUCAUCUAAACCCCCUUUUACUGUACCCAAACAAGAAACCCCAUCUUGGAAAUCUACAGAUAGCUCCCAAUCUUCAUGGAAAUCAUGCUCGUCUUCCCGAGAAAGCCAAGAAGAAUCAUCGUCGUUUCUGGUUGCUUCCAUGAAAAAGAUUCAGUCGGAACUCGAAGAAACAAAGAAAGAGUUGAAGUUACUGAAAGAGAGAGAGUCCGAGACGGAGGUGGCGUUGGCUUCUUUAAACGCCGAGCUCCACAAGAACAUGUCAAAGAUCACGAAAUCUGAUCAUUCUGAGGCGGCGGAGAAAGCGGUGGCAAGUGGUGGUGGUGGUGGUGGUGGUGGUGGUGGAGACAGGAUGAUGGCGGAGAGAAAAAGGGUGAAGAAAAAACCGAUAAUUCCUCUUCUUGGAGACUUGUUUCCAAAGAAAAAGGGAAAACCAAAUGCUUCUAUUUUGAAUCCACUUUACUCGUCUUCUCAGAUGCAUUGGAUUUGACAAUUAGGGUUUAUGUAAUUCCAUGCAUGCAUGAAUCCAUUAAAUUGCAUUUGAAAUCAUUUUAUUCGUUUCAUUUAGUCAAGUGUGAAUU
Messenger RNA from Cynara cardunculus var. scolymus (artichoke), 736 nucleotides. RefSeq names its product WEB family protein At1g75720-like. The record is from RefSeq and is a predicted model, not a curated record. Bases 1 to 645 code for a protein of 214 amino acids. The transcript has a single exon. Lineage: Eukaryota; Viridiplantae; Streptophyta; Magnoliopsida; Asterales; Asteraceae.